This is a messenger RNA of Linepithema humile (Argentine ant), 7617 nucleotides long. The record is from RefSeq and is a predicted model, not a curated record. NCBI's taxonomy places the organism in Eukaryota, Metazoa, Arthropoda, Insecta, Hymenoptera, Formicidae.
AUGGAUCUAGAACAUAAGCAGAAAGAAGCUUUCAAUCGGGAUAAAGAAAGAAAGGAAUUAUUCAAAGAAAAAAUGAAACAACUUGUUGAAUACGAUAAAAUAGUUUCGUCCGAAACUAAUAAUGUGAUCGGCGAAGUUACUAAAGAUAUUGAAAUGGCUGAAGACAACGUGCCAAGCAGCGACGAGUUUGAUGAAGAUCUGGAUGAAGAAUAUCGGAACUUGAAUAACAUCCUCGAUUUACCGAACGAUACUUAUUCCCUCACUGAAAUUAGGCCGGAAUUGCCUCCCGGCAUAAAGUAUGGCGUUCGUUCUGGUCUAAUUCAUCUAAACAUGUUGCAAUUUUCAUCGUUAUCCAGAGGUUAUCAGGGUGGCGCUAUAGCGAUUGCAGCUUUUGCCACGACCACGAUUCAUAAACCUCGCUCCUGGAACGAAGCGGUGAUCGAUCAGAUUAUUGAGGACGGCGAUACUUUUUAUUGCGAAUCUUAUAAGAAUGUGAAUACCGGCGAUCGCAGAACGACAAUCAUCCUUGACUUGAAGAAAAACCUUCUCAUUCAGAAAAAGUACAAUGUGAGAGUCAGAAUCGAAGAUCCAGCGUACGCCGGAAAAUUUCGUUCACAAGAUCCGACGGAACUUCAUUUGGCGAAGGCGCUGGAAUUGUUUUUUGAGCGACACGACGCCGGGAUUCUGACGUCACCGGUGCUCAACAUAGCUAUUUGGAAAGACUCAAAGUAUUAUAAUAUAUUCGACGGUCAGGCGAGACGAGAAAACGGAGAGCCGACGUCCGACGGAGUCAGCGGAUCGGCUAAAUUGUUUUUCGUGAAGGAUUUGACAGGGGUAUUGUACAUCAUUCUCGAAAAGAGUAAAGUGCAGAAUGAGCCUUUCGUGAUUCACGCCAUCGACAUCGUUGGAGUGGAAUUGAUGUUUCCAGAGGAUUUCGAAGAAAACGCCCAGCAGAUGCUCGGGAAACCAGGGUUAACGCAGAGGAGACCAAGCGGUUACAAGAUUCGCCGGAAGCAGCGAGCAGCGGUACAAGGAUCCUAUUAUCUGGCGCAUCCCGCCGUGCCGGAGGCUCUGCGAGGCAAGGGACACUUGAUUAUAGCCGUGGCAGCGUUGGUGUAUUCACGGCUGAUCAGCGCCAAUAAGUGGACGACCGCUUUACUUGAUCUGAUCUUUAAUCAAUCCAAUAUUUAUCUCAUCGAUUUGAUAAGAGUUCUCGAGAAGAAACUCGACGACGAGUUCGAGCUUUCCUUGUCGGAUUUAAUGAGCGACAUUGUCCUCGGCGUGUACUCCGCCAAGGUAAAAGUGGACGCGAAUGUGUUACCCGGCGAUGCACAAAAGGGAAAGCUGACCAUCGAAAAUGGCAUUCGAGAAUUCUUUGAAACGGAGGGAAUCGGUAUGCUCGAAAUUAAGAAAAUCUUUUACGCGAUCUGGAAGGACGGCGACGUGUACUACUUUCUCGAUCCGUUUGCGUGCGACGAUGAAGGCUUCAGGGUCGAUCUCACCGAUGCGGAGCGCACGAAAAUUGGUUCUUUAAAAAAGGCUGCCUGUGUGAUUAUGCACAGCACAGUGGAUGGGAUGAUGGAAACAGUAUUGAAAAAUACCGACAGCAAGGACAAAGAUCCUUUUUUAAUACAUAGAGUCAAGGUGCUCUACGUGAAGACUGGAAUAGCAUCAGGCGGUCCGUUCGAGAAGGUGAUUUAUCGAGAAAAAGGCACGAAUCGUAGACCGCGAGCCCCGUCGCCAACCAUGCUAAUCGAUACAAUGGAAAAGGUGAUUGACACGACGCCACGCAUGCGACCGGAAUCACGCAAAUCCACGGAAGUGUCUACUCAAUUUCCGGAAGUCAUGCAAGAUGUGGAUCAAUAUAGAAUGACGGACGACGAGCCGAUGACUUUCGUGCUUGCGCAAGAAGUAAAUGCAGAAGAAGAUGACGAAAUGAUGGAAGCAGGCGAGGAAGCACAAGAGAAACCUACGAUAAACUUUAUCACGGGAUACAGAAUGGUAAAUGUUCAUCGUUUGCUUCUUCACGGCACUAAGAAUUGUCUGAGCACGGAAUUUCAUCCACGAUCGCGCGGCAGACAAGGAUUAAUAGCCGCUUUGACUGCGUUGGCGUACAGAAGAUUGAAAAAUCCGACUCGCUGGCGAAACAUAGAUGUCGAUCAGAUCGUUGAUGUCAGCAACAAGGCUCAUGAAAGAGUUAUAACGUGGAUCGAGCAAGGUCGACCGGAAUUGAGAGAAAUUGGAAAGGAAUUGAAGGAAGAAGAGGAGAAAGAGGAAGAAGAAGAGGAGGAACUGGAGGAAGAGGAGGAAGAAGAAGAGGACGAAGAGGAAGAGGAAGAGGAAGAAACCGUUAUUCGGAAAGUAGCAGCCGCUCCUAGUCACUUAGAUAUCUCUUUCUUGCCGCCCAGACUGAAACUAGCCGAAUAUGAUGUCCUCUUCAAGACAAAGACAAAUGUCGUCAACGGCGAUGCAAAUCCUUUAGCCAAUCUUGCGGAGGCUCUCGAGCGUUACUUCGAGCGAUACCCCGAAGCAGUAUUGGAAAACAAGAAAUUGAUGUACGCCAUUUGGAAAGAGGAUGGAAAAUUCUUUUUAUUUAAUCCUUAUGGCAGCGAUUCGGAAGGAUGGCGUUUACGCGGUCAUCCGGCUUCUUUUAUUGUAACUGACAGUCUCAACGAGCUGGUUGACCUUUUUCAUGGCGUUUUGGAGUACAAUGAUCCGCGUUUCUCGCUUCACUUCGCGGCACUGGACGCGAUACAUCCGGGAAAGUACACGUCACCCGUGGAGAUCGUAAUACCGGACGAUCAGACGAUCGGAAACUUUCAAACAAAGUUCCUGCCGAUUACCGAUGACGAUUUACUGAAGCUUGAAGAGACGAAGCCUGACAUCGCCGUGACGCAAGAGCCAGAAGAAGAAGAAGAGGAGGAAGUAGAAGAGGAGGAAGAAGAAGAGGAAGAGGAAGAGGAAGAGGAAGAAGAGGAAGAAGCUGAAAUAAAAAAAGAAGAAUUGCCGGAGAAACUUCUUGAAGAUCCUUUGCUAGAAAUCGAAGAACGCGCGCAGCCCGACGCUCCUUAUCGCCUGAAUCUGGCUCUUUUGACUUCUGCAGUGAGUAUCGAAGAGUCAACCGAAGAAGAGUUGGACGGCUUGCACGAAGAGGUGAUGCUCGAGAAAAUGAAGUACAAUCAUCCACCGCCGUACGUGAUGCCGUCGAGAAACACGCUUUGGAUUUUGUUAGAAGCAAAACGAGCGAAUAAGUCGAUUCCCUCUCUCGUAUCGCGAUUCUCGAUCGACUCGAGGCUGGAAGUUAAAAAGAGAGAUGAUUUCUCCGCCAAUUUCGUGACUCCUGCAGCUUUGAUCGUCUCGUUGCCCCGUGAAGUGAAACCUUCUAAAAUGAUAAGGCUAUCUUUCGGACAAUAUUUGUACUCGAGAUUAUUGCCAAUUCGCAUGAUGCCCCUUAGAGCUAUCGACGAAAGUUAUAUCCAAGAAGACGACGAUAAAACGCUUGAAGAAAAAUAUAAAAAACGAGAGAAGUUUGAGGAAAGAAAGAAAAAUAUGAAAACACGAUUACCAGUGCUUUAUGCUCCAAAAAUAGAAUUGAUACCACUUGGACCGAUAAUUAAGACUCCGGUUUUAACAACAAAGCGUUUAACAUGUGCUGACGAACAGAAACAAAGAAGCACAUCGAACACAGAAAAAGAAUUGCCUAUUAAGAAAAAUCUUUACGAUGCGGAAAAGCAUCUGUUUAAAUUAAUAUUUCCGGGUUUUCAAUCUGAUCUACAGCCAUCAGAAGAAAAAAAAGAUGAUGCAAAAGUGGAUCAGGCGACGAAAAAGGUUAUGAGUGUCAGAGAUGCUAAAAUAGAUCGUUUAUCGCCAGAAGCUAUUGGCUUUAAAGUCGCGGAAGAUAUGGAAGAUACGGAAAUAAUACGAGGCAAUUCGAGUCUGUCGGAUCGCGCGCGAGUUGAAUCUGCUCACUUCAAGCCUUGCUAUUUCUCGGCUAUAUUAUGCAUUUUGGCGAAAAUUGCACUAGACGUGGAUCGCUUUCGAGGCAGCAUCCUGGAUCGAUUGAUUCUCCUCACCGAUAAGAUCGAUCAACGAGUCGGCAAGCUGCGAUACAAAGAAUGCAGAUGGUUUUACAACAUAGAUAUUCUCAAUGCGAGUUACAACAUUGUUCUGAAAGAAAUUGUUCGCGCCGAUCCUAAGAGUUCUCCAUCCGACGAGCUCGAUACAAUCGUUGAGAAAUUCCUAGAGAAUGAUCGAACCGGCAUACUAGUGCUGGCAAAUUGCGCGUACGCAUUUUGGACGGCGGAUGAUAAGUAUUAUCUCUUCGAUCCUUAUUCUUGCGAUGAGAACGGAAAUGCCAGUGAAGAAGGUUAUUGCUGUCUCAUGAAAUUCCGGGAUUUGAAAUCUAUGCUCGAUAAAAUUAAAACGAACGCCGCGGAAACGGUGAAAGAGCCCUUCCGCCUUUAUACUGUGUCCAUCGCUCACAUGCGGAUGAAGAGGCGUAAACGGAAACGGAGGAACGUUAUUAAACGGCACGCAAAACCGACAGAGUCGAUCCAUGACGAAGAAAAAGAAAAACGAGACUCCACGCCGUCGGCCGUGUCGGCCGAAUCGCCUUUGACAGAGCUAGUCGAGUGGGUCACUUCGGAUCCGGAAUUAGAUCAUGACGUGAAAAGUCCCGGUUUCACACCGAUAAAAUAUUACGAGGCCUCGAUGCUCGAAACGGUCGUUUUGGAGGAUUAUAUUACGACACUUCUGCUAGUACCGUUCGAAAUGUUAUCGAAGAAACUGAACAGUAAUGGAACCCACGAGAAAAUAACGUUUAUACAAAGAAGAACGCCACAAAGGAUAUUUCAAAAUCACACGUCCGUCGCGAUUCCUAUCGAUCUCUGCUUCAUGGCGUGGUCAUUAAUCCACGAUCCUGCAUCCUGGUCGGAACGUACAAUUGUUGGCUUGAUCGAAGCGAGUAUGGAUUACGCUUUUGACAACGUGUUGGCGAGCGAGGAUACCUCCGUGAGAGACAUGAUAGAUGCCGUACUGCCGGAAUUCAAGAUAGCAAAUUACAUGUUUCGAGCGGUGCUCGCACCAUUGCACUAUGGCACCCUGUAUGCCACGGAUGGCUGGAAUCUAGCAAUGACCCUGGAAAAAAUAUUCGAAACGAGGAUCUACACCGGUGCGAUUAUCGUCUGCGGCUACGCUCAUAUAGGCGUCACGAAGAGCGGCAAUAAUUAUUUUGCGUGGUGGACGGUCACAGGGACAAAGAAAUUCAGGAUAAUUACAACCAGUUGCUUAAACGAGUUUCUCAAGUUAAUCGUUAAGGUGAUUGACGAACCGCAAGAAAUAACAUUUGCCGCGAGAGCGGUCGCCAUAUCCUAUGCUGUCAAAAUGGCACCGGAUUGCAGUGACAUCAAGGGUCUUCACGAGCCGAUGGCACCGACGACUUCUCUCGCGAAGAUUCAUCGAAAAGAGACACCGGAGUCUCGCGAUAUCGCAGCGAUUUUCAGACCUAUCGGCUUAGCUCCGAAUCCGAGCUUUGUGUUCGGCACAAUAGCUCUGCGCGAUCGGGAUAGUCUGCUGGAGCCGCGAGCAAAACGCUGCUAUUUUGUCGCAUUACUGGCCGUUAUGAUAAAGAGAGACAUCAUUCAAUCUCCCAUUCCGAUUGUAAUCGACAAUAUCCUCGAAGUAGCCGAAGGCUUGUACAGGAAAUUCUCCGAGCCAACAUUUCACUCCGAGCAAAUCCUGCGAAACGUCCCGCUAAUGAACAGGCACUUUGAUCUCCGAGAUUGCGCGUCACCCUUGGUCAUGCUGACGACAAAUCCUCGAACUGGCAAAAACGAUUUUUACAUACAAGUGAAGAAACAUUUAAAAAGGCACUUUAAGACGUACACGAGCGGAAUACUGCACUUUACGAAUUGCUGCUACGGCUUUUGGUACUCAAGAUCGACCAACUGUUACUAUUAUCUGGAUCCCUAUCAAUGCGACGCAGCGGGCAGAAGAACGUCUGCCAACGGCAAUGCCUGUUUGUGCGUCUUCUCCUUCGUGUGUCAGAUGGUGAAACAUAUGUCUCUCAAUCAGUGCGAUAGCACAACCGGAUUUUUUAUCCAUAGACUUCACGUGAAUUCAAUCGAUACGCCGCUGUUCGAGAAAUUCCAAGAAGAUCCGAUGUGGAUUUAUGUGGAUUAUCAUUGGAACUUCAUGCAUUCGAUUAUGAGAGCGGAUAAAAAAGCGAAGGAUAGCGAUAAGCUACAUAAUACAAUGAAGAUGAAAAUUGAUAGACGAUUCUGGAACAAUUAUACCAUCGAAGUAACCGGUUUAAUUUACUCUGUUUGGGGCACGAUCGGCGCAUACGAUUAUCGAUUCGGCGAACGAGCGGGGAAAAAUUGCGCCGCUAUAUGCGUAGCUGUUCUGGCUAUGCAGCAUCUUUGUCAUCCUUCAAGGUGGAAUGCAGCCAUUUUAGACUCGGCUGUAAUCUGCGGAGAUUCCCACUAUGUUAAAAGUCUAAAAAAUUUUUCGCGAAAGGCUUCGAAGGCGCAAAACAGGUUUGGUUUACAGACAUCCUUCAGAAUAUUUCCACACUUAUGGACCAUAGAUUUUGACACAAGCGUAUGCGGUAUUUUAUAUGGUGCUCAAAAUAGAUUAACAUUAAGCGCAGCGUUACAACUAUCUCUUGAAGAAGCUCACAAUGUCAUUAUCGAAUGCAACAAUAUCACUUUAGCCGUGUUGGCCGCCAAGGACGGCUACUACGUCGCCGAUCCUUGCUGGAUCGGCCCGCCGUUGUUUACGACAGAUCGCGGCGCAAUUUAUGUUCUACGCUGUAAAAACAUAAAUGCUCUUGUAUACGUGAUCACAAAAAUGCUCAAUACAAAUCAACGGCUUGGCUUUCGCAUCACGCCAUUGAUCUUUGCAUUCGAUCGCGAAAACGUUGAUGCGGAUUCCGAGAUCUGCAUCGUAAGAAGGAAGAUCCUGUCUAAAUCCUUGCGGAAAAAUCCGGGAAAAGUCAAAACCUAUGGCAUGUCUAUUCCUAGAGCAAUUGCGGUACCCGACGAGGAUUCUUAUUUUAUACAUCGACAGCGUCUCGCGCAGGGCGCGACUGAAGAUUCUCAGUCGAAUGAUUUCCAAUUGCGUCGCACAUUGCCUGCGUUGAAUCUUGAAAACGCGAAUAACGCGCUUGUGAGCACAAAGUGGCGUCUGAAUCUCGGCCAAGCGCGUCCUUUGAAAAGACCGAGGUCACCCUUUGAUCCUGUUGGAAUAGAGCGUGACUCGGUGGAAUGCAUCGAUUCCGCGAUUAAUUUAUUCGAAGCACAUCAUUCUAGAAUCUCUGUCGCGGAUCUGACGGCCGUGCGCGAUUAUCCGAGAGUAAUAACAUUUGCGAGCACCAUUCCUCCACCCGGAAUAAAUUCUUUCGAGUGUGUUAGUAGACGCAGUAGCUUCAUCAGCGAAGAAACUCGCACAGAGUUCGAUGACAGCGUUGCAGAAAUGUUCUGGGACAUCUACAAGAGUCAUCCAGAUUACUUGCCGGAAGAUGAGAAAUCUGUGCAUUCUGCAAUCAAUGUUGCUCAAGAAGACGUCGAAGCUGAACAUAAUUUGGAGACCGAAGUGACUACCGUCACAAAAAGUUAA